GCCUUUGUUUGGCUCCUCCAAAGAAUCCCAACCCAUCAUCGUCAGCGUCUUGGGAGUUAUCGUAAAUCUGGUAGCUUCUGGCUGGUUCAUUGCAGGGAACGUGUGGGUGUUCAGGGCCUGGUCCAAGAACCCAGACUUCGAGGACCUGACGCAGGAGAACAGCUGCCACAAGGGUCUCUUCCACCUGGCUCUCUAUGGCGGCCUCAUUGGUCCUUACGCCGCUCUCGGUCUCAUUGUUGUCACCGGUAUUUGUCUCUGUAUUUGCUCAUAGGAUGUGGUCAUGUUCUGUGACGUGUGAUCUUGUUUGAGAAAGUGUUUUUUUUUUUUUUUUUUUUUUUUUUUUUUUUUUUUUUGUAAAGUGUAACAUGUUUUCUGGAGAUGUAAAUAGCAGAAAAAAAAGUUUUAUGAUGAUACAUCAUAUUUUAUGACAUAGCACAUUUUACAUAUUUUAUAACAUGUGAUAUAUUUUGCAUUAUAGUGAACAUAUGAUCAUAAUGAUAUAUAACAUAUAUGUAAUAUUACAUAUAUGUAAUCGUCAAAGUCAUACAUUUUUAUAUAUCAUAACACAGCAAAACAUGCUAUAUGUUAUGAUAUAUAACAUAUAACAUGUUUUACAUAACAUAUGGCUUAUUUUGCAUAAUAUAAGACCUAUUUUACAUAUAUGUAAUCGUCAUAGUCAUAGAAUUUGAUCUCUUGUUGCUGCUCCACAAAGUGCAAUGUGCAAGGCUAUGUGUGUGCGGAAGUAAUUACUGAUUUGCAGCCUCAGUGUCUGUCUGUUCUUGCAAGAUCUAGUUGAACAGGUGAUUAGCAUUCUCUAGCAAACAGGAAGUAUUUUGGGCCUAACAAACCUCACGCACCCUAUAUCUAUUUAUCUAUCUUUCAAUCUUUCUAUCUACUUAUCUAUACACAUACACAUACACAUACACAUACAC
Molecule: messenger RNA, 932 nt
Organism: Penaeus vannamei (Pacific white shrimp)
Lineage: Eukaryota; Metazoa; Arthropoda; Malacostraca; Decapoda; Penaeidae
Product: transmembrane protein 272
Source: RefSeq, a predicted model, not a curated record